AUGAUUUCUUCAAGUACUUGGGUUCCAAGGGGUUUUGCUGCAGAAUUCCCAGAGAAAUAUGAAUUAGAUGAUGAAGAAAUGGAAAGAAUCAAUGCCAUGGCCAAUUUAGAACUUAAUGAUGCCAAAGAACAAUUAGCAGAAGCAGAAGGUGAAGAAGAAACAGAAGACAAUGAUUCGGGGAAUGCCCCAAAAACAUCUAAAUUAGUUGAACAAAUUGAAAUAGAUGAUGAUUUAAAAGAAUAUGAUUUAGAAAAUUAUGAUAAUGAUGAAGACCAGGAUGAUGGAAAUAAUUUAGGAAAUACUAAAAUCUCCAUGUUCCCAGGUUUAUCCAAUACUGAUGCUAAAUUAUUACAAGAUGAAAGUGGAGAAGGUGAUAAAUAUUUAUCUUUACCAACUGAACUAGAUGAACAAGAAGAAAAGAAAGAAAAUCAAAUUUAUCCAACUGAUAAUUUAGUUUUAGCUACUAGAACUGAAGAUGAUAUAUCUUGGUUGGAUAUUUAUAUUUAUGAUGAUGGUGCUGGUGCUCCAAUUGGUGCUGAAGAAGAAGAAGAAGAUAAACUAGACAUUGAUGUUGCCAAUGGUAUGAUUAGAGAAUCAAAUUUGUAUGUACACCAUGAUAUCAUGUUACCUGCUUUCCCAUUAUGUGUUGAAUGGAUUAAUUAUAAACCAGGUCAAGAAUCAUCAAAUAUUGGUAAUUUUGCUGCUAUUGGUACUUUUGACCCUCAAAUUGAAGUUUGGAAUUUAGAUUUUGUUGAUAAAGCAUUCCCUGAUGUUAUUUUGGGUGAACCAAAUAAAAAUUCAUUCAUAGCUAAAAAGAAUAAAAAAUCCAAAAAAAAGAAAAAGGGUGGUCAACAUAUUACUACUCAUCAUGUCGAUGCAGUUUUAUCCUUGUCACAUAAUAAAAUCCAUAGAUCAAUAUUGGCAUCGACAUCUGCUGAUAAAACUGUGAAAUUAUGGGAUUUGAACAGUGCUACUGCUGUUUGUUCGUUUGAUAAAAUUCAUCAUAAUAAAACUGUUUCAUCUUCUCAAUGGCAUUCACAAGAAGCAUCUAUUUUAUUGACAGGUGGGUAUGAUUCUACUGCUGCUGUCACUGAUGUAAGAAUAUCUGCAUCUGAAAGUUCAUCAUCAUCAGAUUCUUCUAAACAUUAUUCCGUGGUUGCAGGAGAAGAAGUUGAAAAUGUUAGAUGGGAUCUUUCUAAACCAGAAUUAUUUUAUGCCGGUACUGAUAAUGGUAAUGUAUACAGUUUUGAUAUCAGACAGGAUUCUAAGCCAUUAUGGACUUUACAUGCUCAUGAUGCCGGAAUUUCUUCAUUGGACGUUAAUAAUUAUGUUCCAGGUAUGUUGAUUACUAGUGCCAUGGGUGAAAAAGUAGUCAAACUUUGGAAAUGCCCUUCAUCGUCUGAUGAAAAUAACACCACCAAAAAACAAGGUCCUUCCAUGGUUUUGUCGAGAGAUUUUGGUGUUGGUAACGUGUUAACCACAAGUUAUGCUCCUGAUAUUGAAGUUGCUGGUAAUGUAGUCAUUGGUGGUAUAACAGGAGGAUUGAAAAUGUGGGAUGCAUUCAGUAAUAGCUCAGUUAGAAAUGGGUUUAGAGAAGAAUUAAUAGUAUUACAAAAUAAUGCUAGACAAGAAGCAAAGAAAAAUGGACGUGCUUCCCGAAUUGCUAGAAAAUAUAACAGCAAUAGUAAUAAAGAAGAAAUCAUGACUGUUGAAGCCGGUGGUUUGAAAGAUGAAUCGGAUUCUGAUAGUGAUGAAGGUGAAGAUGUACCUAUAGAAAUGCAAGAAAAAGAAGAAGAAGAUGAUGAUGAUGAUGAAGGCAUGUCAGAUGAUGAUGAAAAUUAA
This is a messenger RNA of Candida albicans SC5314, 1842 nucleotides long. It is a transcript of the gene PWP1, whose product is annotated as rRNA-processing protein. The record is from RefSeq and is a predicted model, not a curated record. The transcript has a single exon. Gene Ontology annotation, cellular component: nucleus. The coding region runs from base 1 to 1842 and encodes 613 amino acids. Lineage: Eukaryota; Fungi; Ascomycota; Pichiomycetes; Serinales; Debaryomycetaceae. Gene Ontology annotation, biological process: rRNA processing. Gene Ontology annotation, molecular function: protein binding.